AUGUCUGUUCGUCUCUACAUCGCUUUUCGUCCGAACGUCGUGUCGACCAAAAAAACUUAUUUGAACAUCUUUGAGUUUGUAAGCGAACAAGUGCGUAAUGCAACAGCCGUAUUCAUCAUCAACCUCAGUGUGUCAGAUUUAAGUUUUUGUUGCUUCAACUUACCCCUUGCUGCCUCUACGUUUUGGUACAGAUCAUGGAUACACGGCCAACUGUUAUGCCGACUGUUCCCAUUGGUUAGAUACGGGCUAUUAGCAGUAUCACUGUUUACCAUACUGGCCAUCACCAUAAAUCGAUACAUUAUGAUUGGACAUCCGUCAUUGUAUCCAAAGUUGUACAAGAAGUUCUAUUUGGGCGUGAUGGUGACGGUGACAUGGGUAGGCGGUUUCGGUGCGCUGGUUCCCACGUGGCUGGGCAAAUGGGGCCAAUUCGGCUUGGACGUGACCGUCGGCUCGUGCUCAAUACUGCCGGACUCGGUCGGCCGGUCACCAAAGGAAAUCCUAUUUAUGGGCGCAUUCGUGGUGCCCUGUCUGUCCAUCGUGGUGUGUUACGCUCGGAUUUUCUACAUCGUGCGGAAAACAGCGCUGAAGUCGCGGGCUACGGUGACGAGCAACCCGCGGCAUAUGAUGAACUCCAAGCCGUCAGACACCACGGCCUACUACACCCUGAAGACGCGCUUCAAGGUGCCCGAGAUAUCCACCGACUCGGCAAUCGGGUCCAGCACGGCUACUGGCACGUGUUCCACCACAGACUCGAAGGAACAGAAUUUCCUGUCCCCACACGACAUCGUCGCCGAUGCCAGUUCGUCCGGCCUCGAGGAGAGCUAUUCACCGAUAUCCUUCUCCGAGCGUAGAAAGUCCAGGCGACGCGACCGUUCCCCGUCAUCCGCUCUGAAUGCCACCAUCACGCAAGUCGUAUCCGCGGUUUUCCAGACGAAAGAAGACUCUUCUCCGAGGACCCGAAAACAAAGCACGAUAGGCGUCGACAGGAUGUCUUCGAAAGACAAAAAGCUGCUAAAAAUGAUUCUUGUGAUAUUCGCGUCGUUCGUCACGUGCUACUUGCCAAUCACUAUAAGCAAAACGUCGCACGAAUUGGACGACUUGCACGUGCUAAACAUCACCGCGUACGUCCUCAUAUACUUGACCACGUGCAUCAAUCCGAUCAUUUACGUGGUCAUGAGCUCGGAAUACCGACAAGCAUACAAAAACCUACUGAUGUGUAAAAGUUCGUUGGAACAACAGCAAACGCACAGAGGAGUGACUAAAAAGCUGUCCGGUGCAUAAUACGGUGUUAUAUUAAAAUCUAGUUACGUCGAGUUUAAAACAUAAAAUAAAAAAAAUAGGUUUAAGGUUUAAAGCGUACAUGGUAAGACUAAUUGGAAGAUUUAUACCGAAUAAGUGUUAAACAAUGUAACAAUAUAAUGUUAUGUGUACACA
Sipha flava (yellow sugarcane aphid) is the source of this 1434-nucleotide messenger RNA. RefSeq names its product G-protein coupled receptor moody-like. Gene Ontology annotation, biological process: G protein-coupled receptor signaling pathway. NCBI's taxonomy places the organism in Eukaryota, Metazoa, Arthropoda, Insecta, Hemiptera, Aphididae. The transcript is spliced from 5 exons. Gene Ontology annotation, cellular component: membrane. The coding region runs from base 1 to 1281 and encodes 426 amino acids. Gene Ontology annotation, molecular function: G protein-coupled receptor activity. The record is from RefSeq and is a predicted model, not a curated record.